Molecule: messenger RNA, 3673 nt
Organism: Cladocopium goreaui
Lineage: Eukaryota; Dinophyceae; Suessiales; Symbiodiniaceae
Source: the annotation of a GenBank genome assembly
GGUCAUGCAAUGGAACCCUGGUGGACUCUCCCAGAGUUCAUUUCUGGAGCUGAAGUACUGGCUACGACAACAACCCAUUGACAUUGUUGUGCUGUCGGAGACGAAGUGGAGCUUUAAUUCCUGCUGGUCAGACGACCAAUGGUCAUAUGUGCACUCGGCCUCCAAUGAUCCUCGUUCUGGAGGGGUGCUGAUCAUGAUUGCCAGGCGCUUGGCAACACCAGACUCAAUAGGAUUCCUGGCCUUGGAAGACGGCAGAAUUCUACAUGCCCGCAUCCAUCAUGCAAAGCGGGCUACUGACAUCCUGGCGGUCUACCAGCACGUGGAUUACAAGACCACUCAAUCCCGCAAACUGAGAGCACACUUGUGGGCCAAGCUCAGUGACUAUGUUGGACAACUUCCACAGCGCAAUCAAUUCAUCUGCAGUGGAGAUUUCAAUACAGCACUGCCGGGAGUGGCUCCAUGGACGGGCACAGGACAUUUUCACUGGCAAGGAUUUCGGACCUGUGGAUCCCAACAUGAGGCGCUCACCACUGCUGUUGAUCAAGCCGUUGAGGAACCAGUUGACCCAUCGACAGAUCCGGAACAGAUCAUCACGCACUUUUUCGGACAUGGUAUCACUGGAGCAGAUAUUGCUCUGCACAGCGAGCCCACCAGAAAGAAGCCAGACAGGCUAGGGCCAGGCAAGAUUGCAGAUCAGUACACAGCGCAUUCCUUGACAGUUGCAUACGUCCGCACCACAUGGCAGGGACCAUCAAGCUUACCACAUUUCAGUGAUGAAGCCCCGGGAGUGCCGUUUUCCAUUUCAGAUCUCUGCGUUGCACUGCACAACCUGCACCCGCACAAAGCAGCGGCAAUGCCUUUUUUGCCAGCCACCGUUUGGAAAGGCUCCAGUUUGCAGGGCCGAAUGUGCUACCUGCAGAAUCAAGCACACCUGUUGCUGCCCCGUCGCACUGGAGUACACCACAGCAUGCCGGACGUCCCCAUCGAUGGUGAUGCAUUGAUGACGACACCACAGGCCCCUGCAGCAUCCAGCCAAGCUGCACCUGCAGACCCAGUGAUCAGUGGCAACCGAGCAGAACGGAAUAGCUUUUUAAUCACCACCCAGCCAUUUUGGCCGACACUGAAGCAGAUCAUCCGAGAUCAGACAUGGCAUCAACUACAGGAAAAUCCUGCCAUUGGCCAAUACCUGACUCACACCUGUAUGAUCUGCGGCAUAUGGAACAAUCGCUGCCAGGAAUUACAUGGCCAUUAUCGGCUCCACCACUCUGAUGUGGUGACAGGCAUUUUUGCAAAAAGCGCCCAGCUGACCAAGGUACUGAGGUCCCCCAGCCCAUGUGUGCUUUGCCAAAGGGAGUUCAUGCACGGCCACACGUGCACAGUGUUCACCCAGAUAGCUGCGCUGCUACUGCACUGCCAGACUUCAGAUGUGGAUGUUGACCGGGUUCUCAGGUGUGAGCUGUGCCAAACCAGAUGCGAUGACCUUCAGAGCCUGCACCGCCAUUUGAAGGCGGAACAUGAGGUGACUGUCUUCGACUGGAAUGUUGCCAGGGACUCAGUACCUGGCUCCACAGCAUGCUCUCACUGUGGCCAACCAUUCACCUCACGUGAUGGCUUGAGAACUCACAUAAUCACUGGCAAAUGUGAGUUUUUCGAUCCGACUGCGACAAACCACCCACUCAAUGCGGCAGAGAAGUGGCGCACUCAGCUGACACUUGGGUUUUUGGACAAACAACAUCUUUCAGCUCACCAGCGCUUACAGUUGACGCUGCAUUGCCAGCUAUGCGGCGAGAUCUAUGUGCGUUCCAAUGAUCUCAACGCGCAUCUCCAACAGGCGCAUGGACAGCUUUGGCAACGAUCCAAUGACCUAGUCAGGUACCUGCUUCAGACAUUGAUCAGCAGCCGCGGAUGCAUGUGCAAUCCAACGGUCAAUGAUGACAGUCGAACCCACAUCUGCCCAGGAGUUCGACAAAUGGCCAUGAUUUUCUACACCAGUGAAACUGAGAUGUUCAUACCGCAGCAGUACAACGAGCAGACAUUGCGACUCACACAUCGUGCACUGGAAAAUCAUGCAAGAUUUCAGAUGCUGUUAAAUGUGGUGCUGGACCGAGACUUCAGCCAUCUUUGGCAUGCCCCUGCACUCUUGCAACUGUUCAGGCAUUGGUGCACGCUAUGUGGCGCCUGGUUUCAUACAGCGGCUCUGAUGACUCACCAACUGACCCAUCAUCAUGAUGCUUGUGUGUGGGCGGCCCAGCUCAAGUUUCAACUGGUACAAUGCAUGCAGACGGAACAGCCACAAGACUAUCAGUGCAAAUUCUGCAAACUGUUUUUCAAUGACAGCACGGUUGACCCAGACGCAGCAACUGAACGUGCUGAACAACUGCAGAUCCAUUUUGCCUCGAACUGCCCCGUCCUCCAGCAAAUUGCCCUUGUGUUGCAGCCACUCCAUGGACGAUCAGCUGAUGCUCGACCAGUCGGAUACGGAGCUCCUGCAGUCUUUCCAACAUCUGGGACCCCUUCUGAUGCAGGCGAGCCAGUACAUGCGGGAAAAAGACGAAGAGCCACUGAACAAGAAGCUCAAGCAGGAACCCGUCGGCGCAGACAAGGCCGCUCAGCCACACAACCCCCAGAACAAGGCCCUGCUCACACUGAUCCAUCACCUGGCCAAGGUGGUCCUGCAACACGAUCGGGCCAUCCAGAUGGAUCGCAGACAGGACUCCUUCGUUAUCUUUGCCCAAGUCAGCGCGGAAGGAGCCCUCCCACUGCUGACGUCGAAGGCCAAAGAGUGGAAGGACAUGACGGAGAAGACCACCACCCUCCGCACCUUCCUGCUGAAGCACCUGAUCCUGGAGCUACAACAGAGGGCCAUCAAGUUGUCUCAGAGCACACAGGGGACCCAACUGUGGGACGUGGCAGUCACCAAAGGAGUGAUUCUCCAGGACGGGUCGUGGCCGUUCCAACAGUGGUGCCACACAGAGAAGAAGCUCACCAAGUCUCAUCGGGCACCGCUGCCCAUGAGCCGCAUCCUGAAGGACCUCCAGUUCAUGGUGGAGCUCCUGACCGACAACGAUCAUGUGAUGCGCUUCCAUUCACUGAGACCUCAAGCCAAUGUGGUUCCCUGGAUGCUCCAGAUCAACCUGCGCGAGGACGACCUGUGGCGACUGUUCCACCAGCUGAGUCAGUCCACCCUGUGGGGACUCCUGGGCCUGAGUCUCAAGCAGCACAACCAACGGGUCAGCAAACCAGCGCAGUUACUGGAUCAGCUGACCAACAUGCAGGGGACACCGAACAAAGGACGCGGCAAAGGGAAGUCGAAGACCAAGACCAAAUAGUCCAGCAACUUCGUGCUUCACUCCGACGGGAAGUAGCCAGAAUGACCCUUGGCAACACGGGCCACAUGUGCUACGCCAACAGUGCCUUCACAUGCUUUUUGUGGUCAGGACUGAGUAGAGACACAUUCACCCUGACAGAUUGGGGACGCCAACAUGACUUGUUUCGUGAUCUCCUGCUGGAACUCAGGCCUCAGCCUUUUAAUUUGGAUGCACAACCUGGUUUCAGGGCAUUACCCAGAAUUGGGAUGAAAAUCGAGGCCAAGCAGAUUCAGCAGAGUUCACAAGCAUGCUGUUGCAAUGGGUUGCACCAUCCUUCCUUAGCUGCCACUGGCAACGCAGGCUGA